Messenger RNA from Penicillium brevicompactum, 1329 nucleotides. RefSeq lists its product as uncharacterized. The coding region runs from base 1 to 1329 and encodes 442 amino acids. NCBI's taxonomy places the organism in Eukaryota, Fungi, Ascomycota, Eurotiomycetes, Eurotiales, Aspergillaceae. The transcript has 2 exons. The record is from RefSeq and is a predicted model, not a curated record.
AUGGAGUACCACGCUGUCCCACCUGAGGAGCGCGCCCGAGAUGAGAAGGGCAACCUUCUCCCUUGGGGAUAUGUCUACAAAGAUGAAGCUCGCAAUCCUCGACGACCAGCAGAAGAGUCAGGCCCCUUUGGCAAACGACGAAAUGCUCGAUAUGAUAAUGCCCGCUCACGAACACGAACUGGAACGCCAGCCAAGCGAGAAAACCCCAAUGUUGCCGAGUUCGGGCGACUCUUCUCAAUGCAACAACAGGACGAGGAAAAGACACACGGACUGCCCAAGUCAACAUCCUCCUCCAGCCUAGAUAACCCACGCAAGCAGAAGGAGCUUGUCGCGACCGAAUGCAUACUCUAUGGAUAUCGAGACAAGGACCACGAGUGGAAGGUCAUUGAUAAGUACGAGCGCAUUUCACAGGGCAUGAUUUGCGAAGAUUACCCUCGCACCGACCCCAACGCAGCCAGCCACUACACCCAACUACUGAGCGGCGGGGACGUCGUGAUCCGAAACCUGUCCGCCGAUGCGAACCGCAAGUCCAAGCGCUACGCCGGUGGCUUCCACUGGAUCAAAGUCACCUACGACUCAACUGAGGCUGCCGAUCGCGCGCGCUUCUUUUCCCCACAGGUCAUCGACGGUCACGACGUCUACUGUGAAUUAUACCAUGGCCACGGCCCGGCUGAGGAUGCUCCCAUCCCUGCAAACUCCACCAACACUCGGUCCCAGCGCACCGCGCGCACCCUCACAUCCUCCCACUCAACCGCAUUCCUGUCCAGCUCCAGCAGGGAUCAGGAGCGCAUGACCCUGCCCCGAUCCUUCGCCAUGAACAACCUCGCCAGCGUCCCCGACAUCCCAGAAUACGAAGGCCAAUCCAACGACUCCUCCACCAUCGACGAAGGGACCGUCACAUCCACCGCAACCUCCGCAACCGCAACCGCCACACCCUCCUUCCAGCAAGACUCGUUCACAUCCUCCUCAACGUGGACAUCGGGCGCCAACACCGAUCAAGGCGCCGUGCACCGCCGUCCAAGCUCCAUGGCCGACGACACUACCCGGGCAGCACCGGACAGUGAAUUCAUGACGCAUAUCCCCACCAUGCGUCGGACGAAGCUGCGCCCACUCGCCGAAGCUCUCCCGCCACAGCCUACCAUGACAGAACGGGUGUUGCGCUCGAUUCCCAUUCUCAGCUGGUUCACGGGCGACAUCGUUGGGGAGGGGCCUAUAAUUCGUGAAGACGGGCUGUUUGAUUGGGAUUCGUCGAGUAUGUACUGGAGAUUCUGGUACACAUUUGACUGUCUCCUGUCCACGGAUAUGUGUGGAUUGAAGGAAGAUAAUUGA